This is a messenger RNA of Limulus polyphemus (Atlantic horseshoe crab), 4881 nucleotides long. RefSeq names its product leucine-rich repeat-containing protein 15-like. The coding region runs from base 188 to 1573 and encodes 461 amino acids. The transcript is spliced from 2 exons. NCBI's taxonomy places the organism in Eukaryota, Metazoa, Arthropoda, Merostomata, Xiphosura, Limulidae. Gene Ontology annotation, molecular function: protein binding. The record is from RefSeq and is a predicted model, not a curated record.
UCAGCUCAUUACUUCUGACGUAAGGUGAUAUUCAUCUGUUCACGUCGGCUUAUAUCAAGGCUUUAACUAUUUUGUUUGGUAAAAGGUCCCAGAGAAAAACGUCAUUAUUAGUUAAUUUAAGCUAAAAACUUUUAAGCAUUUUCGUGGUGGUUUGUUAUUGUCAACUUUAUAUGAUCUAACGAAGACGAUGCUCUCCUCCGUGGUGCUAUUAUUGAUUGUGUCGGCAUGGCGUCUCAUCUCAUCUCGAGCCCAGUCGAUUCUGUGCCCGUCUCCUUACCUUAUAGCACCUUGCAGCUGUGAAAAGUCGAUUCUUUUCACUGUUGUCAGUUGUACUGGUCUAUCGGACAUUUCCGAUGUCCAGAAAUCACUGGGGAACCAUUUUUCUCAACCGAUUCCACGGUUGUACAUAACAAACUGUAAUAUCUCAGAGUUUUCUUCAGCAUCAUUUACCAAUGUGUCUGUAAUUCGAUUAACGUUGAGUAAUAGCAAUAUUCGGUUAUUAUCUGACGACGUCUUUGAUGGUUUGGAGAAUCUCGGAUUUUUGACAAUAGAGGACAAUCCGCUAAAAAGAAUUCCCACCGAGGCUUUAACCAAGCUUUCAAACCUGUCAACUUUAAGCCUUGCAUACGAUCAGAUCACCAACGUGAAGUCAGGAUCUUUAAGUGGCUUUAAACGUCUUCGAUACCUUACAUUAACAGGAAAUCAUAUAUCUAAAAUCGAAAAGGGUUCUUUUCCAGAGAGCCUCAACAUGCUAUCUCUAUCUUAUAAUCAGCUAAUGACUCUGAACGGUUCACUUCAGAAUUUAACCAAUCUUCGAUGGCUUUUAUUGUGCAACAACGGUCUUAUAAGCUUGGACGGAGAACUUGACAAUCUCGAGAGUCUAAAAGGCCUCGACAUCUCUAGAAAUUUAAUUUCGAAAUUGGGACAGAGUUUGUCUAAACUUUCAGAGUUGCGCCGCCUCAAUCUGGCGUUUAAUAACAUCCAUAACUUAGGAACUUCACUGAAAUCCCUGAAAAACCUGGAGUACAUUGACUUAUCUUUCAACUACCUUGCACAAUUCGAUGGUCACGAAUUUUCCACGUUAACAAAAGCUAAACGGUUGGAUUUGUCAGGAAACAGGUUGAUGUCUUUAGGUUCGUCACUGAGUCACAUGGAACACUUAACAUAUCUCAACCUGUCAAUGAAUCACUUGCACACGAUGAAACAUUCCGAAGUAAUGUGGCUGAAAAAUCUGAAGGAGCUUGACUUGUCCCACAACGUGCUGAACACCUUCAAUUUGACCGAACACGAUCUGGCCAACGUUAAACUUCUAAAGUUGCGCGACAACCACUUGAUUUGUUACCCAGAAGUUUUAAAACGUGUGUCAAACUUGAUUGAAUUGGAUCUUGCGUUUAACUUUUUGACUUCUCUUUCAGAACACGAGUUCGACGGGAACCAACAACUUCACAAAGUUAGGUUGGAGGGCAAUCCCUGGAUUUGUGAUACCCAUCUGCUUCAUUUGCUGAGCAUGCUAAAAACCCGCCUAGUUGAAGUCAGUGGAAAACCACAUUGUCUUCAGGGAAAAGCAGAAUAAAACUCGAAAUACGAUAAUAAUUCAUCUAGUCCAUAGCUCCAAGACCCUGACCAGUAUUAUAAAGUAAUACCUUUACAACUUGGUUGUAAUAACUCAUUCUACGAAUUGCUUAGGUUCUAACAGGCUAAAUAGAACGUUCCUUAGAUUUGUACACGAUCUAUUUCGUGGUUUGUAAUGGAAAGUACAAUUCUCUCUCUGUCACUUACAACCAUGUCUCGUAGUAACUAAUGCAAUACUUAAAAUAUUUAUGUUUUUUUUUAUGUUGUAUAUAAUUUAAUCAAUUUUAGGUUAAUGGUUGUAGUGAUUAUCUUAAUAUGCCAUAAAUAAGUGGUUCCCAAACUGAGGGCCACAGGAAAAUAUUGGGGGGAGGGGCGUAGCAUAUACACAAAAUAUACAAUACUUUUAAAGUUCUCAGUAUUUAUAUUUUAGUGUGCCCUAGAUCAGGGGUUCUCAGACUAGGGGCCGCAGAAAAGGUUGUUUUGUCUUUUUUUGGGGGGGGGGCAUUACAAAUGCACAAUUCUGUUAAGGUACUCAGUAUGUAUAAAUUAAUUGGGUAAAGGGCCUCAGUCAGUAUGCGGAAUGUUCUGGGCGUAGGGGCUUUGUGCUGAGAAAGCUUGGGAACUACUAAUUAGAUGUUAAAAGUUGUUGCUCUGUUUGUUUUUUGUUUGUUUGUUUUUGCGAAUAAAAACCUUAACUAAGUUGAAAUUGACACUAACCUGUCUAAGGUAAACAAACUUGAUAAUGGCACAAAGACUGAUUUAUUUCUUGUUUAAAGCAAGAGAGAUUUUUAUACCGUAUUUCCCGAUGUAUAUGACGAUCUCAAGUAUAAGACGACCCUGGAAUUUUUUUAGGAAGUUAAGCGUAUUUCUUUGAGGUUCGGUAUAUAGAGUGACCUCUAUUGUCAAGCAAGUCUAGGGUGUUAAUUUUGUAAAGAAAUUCUUAGAAGUUAUUUCUAAACUUUUCUAACCUGCGCUUUAGGUAAUCAGUACAACCACGAGUGUGUUUUUUUAUGCUCUUCAAACGCCACAGACAGCUAAAUGAGACGUAACUUAAGUCACAAACGUGUAACAAAUAACUUUACAAAGUUUUCAUCACAGUUGAACUCCUUUUCUGCUACAAAAAAUACCAAAACUUAAGAUAUAGUGAUCUAAUAUAAAAACAUGUUUACAAAAUUAGUGUACGUUAAAGAAGCUUUUUUGAUAUAAUAUUGGCAAUAUUUUGGUAUGACGGAUUUCAAGUCAAAAAAUGUCUUGAUUAAUUGUAACUAGCAUGUUAGAUAAAUAACUUCUAGUUAUGAAGAAUCUAGACACUUGAUACAAUUACUGAUAUGUUAUUGUAACACAGUAGGUGGCACGAUGUCAACACAUUUAUUCAAAAAACCCAAACAAUAGUUAAAAUAACGACAUAGCUUUAAUUAAAUACGUUAUUAACUGGACAUUUCUUACUAGAACUUUAUCUUUGAACCUGUGUAUAAGACGAGGGGUAAAAUCGGGCACUGUUUUAAGAAUAAAAAUUAUCGUGUUAUACACAGGCAAGUACGAUAUUUAACUUUUUAGUAAUGUGUAUGUGAGAAAGAUUACAUAAAACUUUAUACUGACAACCUAUAUUAUUUAUAGAUUAGAUACAUAUACAUAUAUAGAUAUAUACAUCAUGUAUAGUUUUGUUUGCUUGCUUUUAAGCAUAAAAUUAUACAAUAAGCUAUUUGCGCUGUGCCCAUAGCGUGUAUCAAACCCCCAAUUUUUAGCAACAUAAAACCUCAAGCUUACUGAUGAGCUACGGGAAAAAAACCCAGUAAAAAUCAAAUAUUUAAGCUUAAGUAAACAUGCAUUCUUUUGUUUUCAGUUUUAUUGUAUGGAUGUAUUAGCCAAUUUCCCUGGUUACUAAGCCUAAAUUGUCAUAUUUUUAGUUAUAUAUAUAGCAAGGCUUUUUUAGGAUUUGAUGAAACUUUAACGACGUAAUAUUUCAGGGUUCUGGAUUUAAAAUAAUUAGUGAUAUUUGUCUUAGUGGUCGUACAGCUUCUCACAUUUUGGGUCAAACUUGACCAUUUUUGGAACAACAAAAAAUCCUUUUAUGCGAAUAUAUAUAUAUAUAAUAUUACCAAUACCAAUUAUUACUAAAAUGAAAACGGUCGAAGUCUUCACGUAUCAUUUGAUUCGGUUUAUUUUUGUUAAUAAAGUUUGGAGUUUCUAACCAGUAUCCUGGCAAAAUACAUUGGUCAAAACAUUAAUCACGUGAUAAACUCCGGAUUUGAUCACGUGAUUACCUCUUCUCACCAAAACUGGAUUCAUACACGAAAUGCACAAGUCUUCCUUAGAACACAGUUGGGGGAAAAAAAUUAACACAAAUUUUUCAGAUAGGAAUAUCUUGCUCAAAUGGUUAAAACGUUAUUUGUAAUCAGAAUAGGCGCAAGUCUAUACUAUAAAUCUCUGUCGUGAACUGAAUAGUCGACGUGUUUAGGAAAGUGGAAAAAAAAUAUUGUAUCCAAAGUAACCUUCACGUAUAUAAUUAAAUAUACUUAAUAAUUAAUACUUUUUUGUGUUUUAUUGUUUUAAAAGUUUGAAGCAGUUUAGACACCGAAUGCUCACUUUAAUUGUAAGCUUGAAUUUUUUCAUGUAAACUGGGUAACAUUUUUAAACCAGUAUUAUAAUGACAUAAAUCAAGCUGGUAGGUACUCGUUAAAACAAUGGAUAAAGUUAUCAAUGACAGCAUUGUAGCAGAUAUAUGGUAACGAUAUGAGUAACUAAGGCGAUCGCAGCGGUUUGUUAACUUUAGCCAUAUACUAGGUAAGUUUUUAAAUAGGUUAAGUGUAUACGUGGUAAGGCUUAUAGUGACUGAGGCGACAACAACAACGGUUUAGUUAACUUUUCGGCCAAAUACAAGUUUUUGUGGAGGAUCUAUCUUUUUUUUCGCAUGCUUUCCCCAGUUUUUAAUAUAUAAGAUUAUAGAAUAUUAGCAAUCAUGCCAUUAUUAUUAUUAUUCUUUUAGCUUUACUAAAAUAUCAAAAGUAUUAUUGAAUGGUUACAUUUAGCUUUAUAGUAUUAUAUAUAUAACAUGUUGUUUUACUUAGUUUCUUAACUUACAUAAAGCCAUAUAGCGUGAAGAAUGGACGCUAUAUAAACAGAAUUCUGUUUUACAUAUACACGUUUUAACUCGUACUUGUUGCAUGUUGGUCGAGGAUAAUGUUGCUUUGUUGUCAGAUAUCGUGGAUUGAGUGUACCCUCGUACAAACGGGUUGAUAAUCUAAGUACGAAUAUUGCUUUGUUGUCGGAUAUGGUGGAUUGAGUGUACCCUCGUACAAACGGGUUGAU